Molecule: messenger RNA, 1965 nt
Organism: Parasteatoda tepidariorum (common house spider)
Lineage: Eukaryota; Metazoa; Arthropoda; Arachnida; Araneae; Theridiidae
Source: RefSeq, a predicted model, not a curated record
CGAAUAAGAACUGUAGAAAUGGAAUGCAAAUUCAAAAAUAAUGAUCGAAACAUUUUUCAAGUUAUUUUAAUAUAUUUUAAUAAAACAGAAAAUAGUCCCACCUCAAAACAAACAUAGGAACUUGAUAAGGAAGUAAUUACAGUCCUUACUACUGGAGCUCCAGAAGCAGAUGAUAAUUCUGUGGAAUUUAAUUACAAAGAAAGAGCUUACAGAGUUCGCGAAAAUCAAAAUAAGGCCAUCGUAUUUUUUCAACAAUUUGGCAAUAUCAAAAGGAUGUCCUCAGAUGCAGAUGAACAAGAAACAAAAAAGAGUGAGGAUACAGUUGAAGAAUUGGAUACCAAGCGAAGAAAUAAGUUCAAUUUUUGUGAUAGAGCAACCCAAACUCCGACAUUUUUGCACAUGGAGAAGGAGACUGAAACAGUACCUACUCCUCAGUUUGUUUUUGAGGGCACAGUAUCACUAUCUGAGAUAGUCAGUACUUAUCAAGAAAGAGAGGUAACAGAGGGAAAGAAAACAAACGAAGAAGACGUAACUAAAAUGACAAAGAAGAACUUUCGAAAGAAUGAAUCAGGCCAAGAUCCCUUGACGAAAUUACGAUUUUUUCGAAUUUGUGAAAGAAUGAUAGACCAGAACUUGCUUUCCGAUGUUAAUAUAGAUUUCAGUUUUUAUGAUACUCCUGCGGAUGAAUUCAAAGAUAAAGGAAUGGGUUCGCUACUGGCCCUUUGGAAGUUCAGCUAUCAACCCAUGAAGGGAUUGUCUAUCACAAGCCUGAGUUGGAAUAGUCAGUAUCCUGAUAUGUUUGCUGCAGCUUUUGGUGCUUAUAAUGUAGCAAAGAAAGGCCAGGGCGGAUGCGUCUGCAUCUACAGCUUAAAAAGCCCCUCCCACCCGGAAAAAGUAUUUCCAUGCAAAACUGGAGUCCAUUGCCUAGAAUUUCACAAACAUUUCUCAUACUUAUUAGCUGUAGGUUUUGCCGAUGGUACUGUGGCUGUCUAUGAUUUGAGAAAAAUCGGAACUUCACCAGAAGCAGUCAAUAAAAAUUCCAGAUUGGAGCAUAGUGACAUAGUCAGUCAUGUAAGAUGGCUUCCUGACAGUAUCGACGGACAGCAUAACUUUUGCUCGAUAUCUGCUGAUAGUAAGGUUAUAAACUGGCUGUUGGCAAAGUCUGAACUGAUACCAGCUGAAGUUAUAAAUUUUUACCAAAAUGAUAUCUUUACUGGAAACUCAGGGAAUGAUCGCUUUGUAAGCUGUGGAACAUCGAUUUCUUUCAAUCCAAGUUGCAGCGAUCUUUUUUUGAUCGGAACUGAAAAUGGGUUAAUUCACAAAUGCUCCAAUUUGUUCACUGCUCAAUAUUUGGAUUCUUACAAAGAUCAUCAAAACAUUGUGUACAAUGUUCAAUGGAAUCCAUUUCAUCCUAGAGUAUUUUUGUCCUGUAGUGCUGAUUGGACAAUAAGGAUAUGGGACCAUUCAUUAAAAUUUGAUUAUUUUAGGGAGUCUGUUUUUACUUUUGAUUUAUUGAAUGAAGUUAAAGAUGUUACUUGGGCACCAUUUUCUUCUUCCCUUUUUGCCGCUGUUACAAAUGAUGGAAAGGUACAUAUAUUUGAUAUAAUGAUGAAUCGGCAUCAACCAACAGCAACAUAUAAUUUAUAUACAUCCAAGAAAAAUGUUAAUCUCACAAGCGUUCAAUUCAAUCCAGUUAAACCUGUUAUUAUUGUAGGCGAUGACAAGGGUUCAAUAAUCAGCUUCAAGCUAUCGCCAAAUCUACGAUCCUCAUUAAAGGUAUUUGAAGCAACUGAAAAAUCGAAAUUUGCAUCGUCUGAAAAAGAUAAAAUGGAAAAGAUUUUGAAAUUGGCAAGAAAUCUGGAGAAUUGAAAAUAAAAAUUGACAUUUCAUUACUUUUAAUAUUAUUUCCACAAUAAGCAGUUAUAAUAAUUGCAAUACUUUUAACUAAUUUCAGAUAUUCAAAAA